UCCUCCGCACAAUCUUUCACAUUGUAAAGCGAGACAGAGACACAGCGAGCAUUUGCAGCCGACAGAAAGAAACAAUCUCGGUAGAAAACACAAAAGCAUAUGUUGCAGGUCUUUGCGAUAACAUCGGUUUGCUAAAUUGUCUGAUAAGAAACACCAAAACCAAAAAAAAAAAAAAAAAGAGAAAGUUGUGAUCUGUUUUGUAAAGAAGAGAUCCAAAAUGGGUGUUGUAACUGUUCCUGAGUCUAAGCAAAGUGUUUCUACCAAAAGAGCAUUUCGUCCCAGUUCCAGCAUCAGACACACUCCUCAAUGGCCGGGCUCGGACGUUACUAGUGACUUAACCAUAGAAGUGGGCUCUGCAAGCUUUUCACUUCACAAGUUUCCUCUCGUCUCUCGGAGUGGAAGAAUCAGGAAACUUCUUCUUGAAUCCAAAGACACAAAGCACCUGAACCUACCGGGUGUCCCCGGCGGCUCAGAAGCCUUUGAACUCGCCGCGAAAUUCUGCUACGGCGUCGUUCUACAGUUCACGUCAUCCAACAUAGCCUCCUUACGUUGCGUGGCUCAUUACCUAGAAAUGACAGAGGAGCUAUCAGAGAAGAAUCUCGAGGCGAGAACAGAGGCUUACUUAAAAGACUCCAUCUUCAACGACAUCUCCAACUCCAUCACCGUUCUCCACUCCAUAGAGAAGCUAUCAUCACCCGUAGCUGAAGAGAUUAGCCUCGUGGGAAGGCUCGUGAACGCGAUCGCUGUAAACGCGUGUAAAGAACAGCUCGUCUCUGGUUUGCUCAAGCUUGACCAGAAGUUCGAGAGGUUAGCUGUGACUCCGGAGAAACCUUCUGAUUGGUGGGGAAGGUCUCUGCUUAUCCUUAAACUUGAUUUCUUCCAGAGAGUUGUCUCUGCUAUGAAGUCCAAAGGUCUUGAUCAUGAGAUCAUCAGCGAUAUAUUAAUAAGCUACGCUCGUAAGUCGUUACAGAUCAUUAGAGAACCGAGUCUUGUUAAAGGAAGUAUAGUUCUUGAUUCCGAUCUUCAGAAGAAACAAAGAGUCAUCCUCGAAGUGAUCGUUGGUUUGCUUCCGACACAAGCCAACAAAAGCUCGAUACCUGUCUCGUUUUUAUCCACUUUGUUGAAGACAGCUAUAGGUUCAGGAACCUCUGUUUCUUGUAGGUCGGAUCUUGAGAGAAGGAUCAGUCACAAUCUUGAUCAAGCGAUUCUUGAAGAUAUCUUGAUUCCUGCGCAUGUAGGAGGUGGGGCUAUGUAUGAUACUGACUCUGUGCAGAGGAUUUUCUCUAUGUUCUUGAAUCUUGAUGAGUGUGAAUACGAAGAUGAGGAUGAUGAUGAGGGAGAUGUGGUGGAGGAGAGUGAGAUGGCUAUGUAUGAUUUUGAAGGGAAUGAGUCUCCGAAACAGAGCUCUAUGUUUAAGGUGUCGAAGCUGAUGGAUAGUUAUCUAGCUGAGGUGGCUCUUGACUCGAACCUUCCUCCUUUGAAGUUCGUAGCUCUCGCUGAGCUUCUCCCUGACCAUGCCCGUGUUGUCUGUGAUGGUCUUUACCGAGCCAUUGAUAUCUUCCUCAAGGUUCAUCCAAACAUGAAAGAUACAGAGCGAUACCGUCUAUGCAAGACAAUCAGCUGUCAGAAACUGUCACAAGACGCAAGCAGCCACGCGGCACAGAACGAGAGACUUCCUAUCCAAAUAGCUGUUCAAGUCUUGUUCUACGAACAGACGCGGCUCAAGAACUCGAUGACCAGUGGUGGUGGUGGUGGUGGUAGUGCAUGUGGUUCGAGUCAGAGCCAGUUCUUCUUGUUCCCUGGACAGUUCCCGAACCGUUCAGGAAGCGGGAUGGCAAGCGGGGCGAUUUCGCCUCGGGACAACUACGCAUCGGUGAGAAGAGAGAACAGAGAGCUUAGGCUUGAGGUGGCGAGGAUGAGGAUGAGGCUGACUGAUCUUGAGAAGGAUCAUGUUUCUAUGAAGAGAGAGUUCGUGAAGCCGAGCAGGAGAACUCGUUAUGGGCUGUUUAGGAAGCUCUCUAGAGGUCUUAACAGGUUGAACUCAAUCGUGUUGAGAUUUAGAAGAAGCCAAAGUGUUGUUGGUAAUGGUAAGCAUAACGAGGAGAAGACAAACUCGGAGAAACGAUUCAUGUUUCAGAAGAGAAGGUGUCACUCUGUUUCUUGA
Eruca vesicaria subsp. sativa (arugula) is the source of this 2164-nucleotide messenger RNA. The record is from the annotation of a GenBank genome assembly. Lineage: Eukaryota; Viridiplantae; Streptophyta; Magnoliopsida; Brassicales; Brassicaceae.